This is a messenger RNA of Cajanus cajan (pigeon pea), 1356 nucleotides long. RefSeq lists its product as uncharacterized. NCBI's taxonomy places the organism in Eukaryota, Viridiplantae, Streptophyta, Magnoliopsida, Fabales, Fabaceae. The record is from RefSeq and is a predicted model, not a curated record.
AUGUGAACGCGUUCAGCAUAUAAAUAAGUGACUAGCUGCUCUGACACAGAAACCAUUCUUACACUCACACGUUCCCUUUCUAACAGAACCAAAAUAUCCACUUUCAGUGAAACACAAACAACAAAGCAUUCAAUAAUAGUGCAGUUGUUGUUUGUCACAAAAUGGUGAGAACCCCAUCUCGUGAUAAAAGUGGAUUGAGGAAAGGUACUUGGACUCCUGAGGAAGAUAGCAAGUUAAUUGCUUAUGUCACCAGGUAUGGCAGCUGGAAUUGGCGCCAACUCCCCAGGUUUGCAGGACUUGCAAGAUGUGGGAAAAGUUGCAGAUUGAGAUGGAUGAAUUAUCUAAGGCCUAAUCUCAAAAGAGGGAACUACACUCGAGAAGAAGAAGAAUGCAUCAUCAGAAUGCACAAAAAACUUGGCAAUAGAUGGUCUGCUAUUGCGGCUGAAUUACCUGGAAGAACAGAUAACGAAAUAAAAAACCAUUGGCACACCACACUCAAGAAGAGGUCUCAACAAAACACGCUCACAAAUGAAGAAGCCAGAGCCUCCAAAUCAAAGGAUAAAGAAUCCAAGCUAGGAAGGGACUCGGUUCCUAAGAAUGGUGUUAAUGUUAGUGUCACUCUUCCAUGUACUUCCCAAAUCUCAGACAUUUCAGACUCAUUAUCGCCACUUUCAUCCUCCAGCGAGUUUUCCUCCUUAAGUUCUGAUCAUUCCACUGCAGCCAGUAUGAAAAAUUUGAUGUUUGAAGAUGACUUGGGUUUUCUGGAUUCAUUCAAUGAAAGUUUCUGGACAGAGCUAAAUCUGGAUGACAUUUCCUAUAAUGCACCGAGUGAAACAGUGUCAGGAGAUACUAACAAUGGCUCUUUUCAAAGUACAGAUUCUAGCCAGAUCCAUGAUUUUAGUGCUUUCUCUCCGAAUCAAUCAACCAGCGAAAGUUUGGUCAUAGACAAUGAUUUUGGAGGCUUUCUGGAUGCAUACGCAGAUAACUUUUGGACACAUCCAUAUGUUGCUGACAUGUCCCACGUUCCAAGCGAACUACUUGUUCCCUCCGUCUCCGUGGCAGAAUCUGAUUAUUUUCCACCAAUAUACGAUGAUCUGUGGGGUUAAAGUAGUUUGUACGAUGAAAACUUUAGCUUAUUCUAGUGAAAAAAAAUACUCAAUGUUCAGAGAUCAAUAGUUUUGAGAUAGUGUAUGAGUUGGUGAUCCGAGUUGUUAACCCGGCUAGCAUGGACCUUUAUGCUUUUGGAUAAAUCCAUAAAGGUUAAAUAUGCACUUGUAUAAGUAUAACAGUGUUGUAGUAUAGGCGUUCACUUGUAUCACUUGUACAAAUUUUUGAUAUAGUGAAUUUGCUUCUUCA